CUGCAGUUACCAAUUUGUUCAAGUUCAAGUUCAAUUUCUCUAAUGCUGCUUAUCACACUGCAGCUUACUUCUUCCAGCGUGUAUCUUUACGGGCGAAGACUUUGUGCCCAUUGACUCAAUAGUUUAUCUUAUAUUAAAACCAAGUUUUUGACUAGCUAACAUUCGGUUACUGCAUAUGUAACCCAUAUGAACCAGGUGCUGAAUCAGUCUCAUUAAGCAAACUAGAACUAAAGCUUGUCAACCAGGAUUACUUUUAAGGUUUAUCAGAUGAUGUAAUAAAAAAUGUUCCUGGCCAGAGAGGCCACCAGCUCUGAAGAUGAAGAAAACACAAAGCCCUUUGAUCAUUCGCCCUGGUCAUAUCAGAAAACUCAAAAGCGAUUCUGGUGCCCGGACAACAGGAAACAACGCUGGAACAAACCGUCAGAAGUCCAAUAGUCAUGCCUUGAAAUACCUCUUAACUGCUGCAAAAAGGGCAGUUGAUGUUUUUGCAGCGAUUUUCUUUCAACAGAAGAAGGCUGAUUCCAAGUCCAUUAGAGAUUCAGUUCCUUCCAACACAAUGCACUAUCAAGCUGCAGAAAGUUAUUCAUUCAAUACUUCUGCUGCUCGUGGCAUUAGGAAGUCAUUGAUAUCGAGGUUUUCUACUUAUGACGGAUCUCCAGAAAUUGACACUGCAGUAUCCCAAAUUACUUUAUCAUUUGAAGAAAUCCGCAAGGCAACAGGAAAUUUCUCUCCAGCAAAUGAGAUUGGUGAAGGAGGUUUCGGAACUGUAUACAAAGGGAGACUUAAGAACGGGACCUUUGUUGCAGUAAAGCGUGCAAAAAAGGAACCUUAUGAUCAACGCCUAUCAGCAGAGUUCAAGAAUGAAAUACUUGCCUUAUCAAAGAUUGAGCACCUGAGUUUGGUAAGAUUUUAUGGGUAUCUUGAGCACAGAGACGAGAGGCUUAUUGUCGUUGAAUAUGUCAGCAACGGGACCCUUCGUGAACAUUUGGACGGGACACGUGGAAGUGGGCUUGAAACUGGAGAGCGUUUGGACAUUGCAAUCGAUAUAGCUCAUGCCAUUACCUAUCUUCACACGUAUACUGAUCCUCCAAUUAUUCAUAGAGACAUCAAAGCAUCAAACAUGCUCAUCACAGAAAAACUCCGAGCCAAAGUGGCUGAUUUUGGAUUUGCACAUUUAGCAGCAGAGGAUCCCAGUGCCACUCAUAUUUCUACACAAAUUAAAGGAACUGCUGGCUACUUGGACCCUGAAUACCUGAGGAUGUACCAACUUACUGAAAAGAGUGACGUCUACUCCUUUGGUGUAUUGCUCGUGGAAAUGGUGACAGGAAGACAUCCUAUUGAGUCCAAGAGAAGUGCAGUUGAGAGAGUUACAAUACAAUGGGCACUGAGGAAGCUAAAAGAUGGAGAAGUCGUCGUGGCAAUGGAUCCAAGAUUAAAAAGAAGCUUAGCCUCAAUCCAGGCAGUUGAAAGGGUCCUCAAACUCGCUUGCCAAUGUCUUUCGCCAUCAAGACUAUCAAGACCUUCUAUGAGAAGAUGUGCAGAAAUCUUAUGGGAGAUUCGGAGAGUUUACAGAGAAAAUAGGACCACAAGUGCUUCCACUUCUUUUCACUCUGCCAAUGUUGUUGAAAGGUAUGGAAGUAGCAGCAGACAGAAUGCGUUUGGGCUUGAAGAAAGUGAGAGCUUGAUGUUUGUUUCUGCAUGAGCAUGGACUCACAUAUAUCUACUCGCUUCCAACAAUCAUGCUACAGUUUCUAUCAUAACAGAUUGUAUCUAUCAUAUUUGUGUGAUUGUGAGACUUUGCCUUGUUUGGUUGUGUUUUCAAUUUCAGUUUCAAAUUUUAAAACAAUGAUAAAAGUAAGAACAUAUUUAGUAUAUACAAUAUGUAUAUAUGAAUGCACCUUUUAAUAUUCAUUUUUAAUACCCAUUAUGUUAUACUCUUUUGUAUUCCCU
Sesamum indicum (sesame) is the source of this 1950-nucleotide messenger RNA. Its product is annotated as calmodulin-binding receptor-like cytoplasmic kinase 1. Gene Ontology annotation, molecular function: protein kinase activity; ATP binding. Lineage: Eukaryota; Viridiplantae; Streptophyta; Magnoliopsida; Lamiales; Pedaliaceae. The record is from RefSeq and is a predicted model, not a curated record. Gene Ontology annotation, biological process: protein phosphorylation.